This is a messenger RNA of Apaloderma vittatum (bar-tailed trogon), 771 nucleotides long. It is a transcript of the gene TMEM69, whose product is annotated as transmembrane protein 69. The transcript has 2 exons. The record is from RefSeq and is a predicted model, not a curated record. The coding region runs from base 1 to 771 and encodes 256 amino acids. Lineage: Eukaryota; Metazoa; Chordata; Aves; Trogoniformes; Trogonidae.
AUGUUUGCUCUCAUGCAACGAUGCUGCUUCCACGCACCUUUCAAACUCCAGAAGUUAACUGGACCCAGACUACUCCUGUAUGGAAAGAAUAAGACAACUUGGUCUUCUCUCAGCCUCCAGCCGCAGAGAGGCACAUGGCCUCUCUCCAGAGCUCCAAGCUUCAAAGCAGCGUCAGUAUAUGCGAUCAAGCUCCAGGCUUUUCACACCUCUCCUCCCUUCUUUAAGAAGAAACCACCCAAAGAAUCUGACACAGGCCCAGGCAUCUUGGAACGAAGUAUGAAAUCGCUAAAGGAUUCUCCCAAGCCAGCCCUUUACUUGAGCCUCGCAGGGCUCACUCCCUUUGUCUGUGUGCCGCUGGCGAUGGCCGUCCAAGGGACCUACUACCCGGAGCUGGCAUUUGGCCAGAUUACAUACGGUGCCGUAACUGUCUCUUUCCUCGGAGGAAUGAGGUGGGGGUUUACUCUCCCGGAAGACAGCCCAGCCAAGCCAGACUGGCUGAACCUGGCUAACAGUACAGUUCCUCCUCUGCUUGCCUGGCAAGCCUUGCUUUUUAAAGAUAUCACUCACGGAGCAGUAAUGCUAGUCAUGGCCCUAGGGAUAGCGCUACAUUAUGAUGUUUCCCUUCUUCCUACUUAUCCUAGGUGGUUUAAAGUACUGAGGGUAAUGGGAACAGUGGUGAUGGUGUUGGCACUAUUAGCUACUGUAACACUGAAAAUGAUUUCAGAGGCGCAGCUAGGUAACGGGAGAAAUAAAUGGCAGAACAUGAAGUAA